AGAAACUGAAAUCGAUGAAGAGAUUGGAAGAGGAUAAGGAAUUGGAAGAGAUUGUGAAACGGGAUAUAAGGAACUGGAUUAUCCGUGACUUUUGUUAUGAUGCCAAGCUAACGUAUGACCGAGAUUCAACCGAUUUCUGUAAUCCUGAAGAAAUGCAGAGGCUCAAAGGUUAUGCACAAAUGGCAAUUGAUGUGUUCAACAAAAGACAGCCCAUCCAAUACAGUGUGGAGGAAAUCGACAUGGCAACCACACGUAUCGUCGAUGAUGGAUUUAUAGUGUUUCUGCUUUUUACCGCCAUGGCGGAUGCUGUCCAUCAAUUUAACAGUGUCGAUUUUUUCAGAGCAGAUAUUCACGGUGGAACCCAACUUACUGAAGUAACCUAUGUCGAUUACUCCUUUCUUUAUUUUUGCUAGUAAGUUUUGCAUCCUUUUUGUUCUCUUUUCGUAAAGCUUCUAUUAUAUAUAUAUACACACAUAUGUUUCGUAAUUUUACAUAUGCUUCAUAU
Erythranthe guttata (spotted monkey flower) is the source of this 505-nucleotide messenger RNA. RefSeq lists its product as uncharacterized. The record is from RefSeq and is a predicted model, not a curated record. NCBI's taxonomy places the organism in Eukaryota, Viridiplantae, Streptophyta, Magnoliopsida, Lamiales, Phrymaceae.